This is a messenger RNA of Tachysurus vachellii, 1749 nucleotides long. Its product is annotated as bactericidal permeability-increasing protein-like. The transcript is spliced from 16 exons. Gene Ontology annotation, molecular function: lipid binding. The coding region runs from base 163 to 1629 and encodes 488 amino acids. NCBI's taxonomy places the organism in Eukaryota, Metazoa, Chordata, Actinopteri, Siluriformes, Bagridae. The record is from RefSeq and is a predicted model, not a curated record.
AAAUAAAAACGUUCUAUACAAUCUGCAACUGGUUAGUUGUUAGGAGCACGAGGGCUGUAAAUGUAUUUGGAUUUGCUCUCUUGCUGGUGAAAGAUCUGCCACAGGUUUCACUUCCCUCUUUCACUCCAGCUCAGGAGCUGCUGCUUUCCUGACAGACAGAGAAUGAAGGCAUUACUGCAACCUUUCAAGGUCAGUGUGGACAUGGUGUCUCUGUGGUGUGUGUCGGCUCUGCUCAUUUUUCUCUCUCUGGGGGCUUCGGGAACUAACCCCGGAGUUAAAGUGAGACUCACUCAGCAGGGCCUUGAGUAUGGCCGUCAGAUUGGCCUUGUCACCCUACAGGAGAAGCUCAAAACCAUUAAAAUUCCAGAUCUGAGCGGCUCAGAGAAAGUGUCUCCCAUUGGAAAAGUCUCGUACAGUCUGACAGGUAUACAGAUCCUGAAUCUCGGCUUACCCAAGUCUUCAGUGGGGUUAGUUCCUGGCACCGGGGUGAAUCUGUUCAUUGGCGACGCCUUCAUUAACCUGCACGGCAAUUGGAGAGUCAAGUACCUCAAAAUCAUAAAGGACAGUGGCUCGUUCGACCUGUCCAUCAGCAGACUCAGCAUCGGCGUCACCAUCGGUGUUAAAGAAGAUGACACGGGGCGUCCGAGUGUCAGCAGUGCUAACUGUGCAGCCUCUGUCGGUGACGUCAGUAUCAAGUUUCAUGGAGGUGCCAGCUGGCUGUAUAACCUGUUUAAGAGCUACAUCGAUAAGGCUCUGCGCAGUGCGCUACAGAAACAGAUCUGUUCUCUGGUGGGUGAAGCCAUAGACGAGAUGAAUCCCCAUCUGAAAACUCUUAACGUUCUGGCUCACGUUGACAAGUACGCUGAAAUCGAGUAUUCCAUGGUGGAGUCUCCGCUCAUUUCUAAUUCCAGCAUCGAUCUCAGCUUAAAGGGGGAGUUCUACAACAUCGGGCAACACCAGGAGCCUCCGUUCUCCCCGACACCCUUCUCUCUGCCUGCUCAGGACAGCAACAUGCUGUACAUCUCAUUAUCAGCUUUCACCCUGAACUCAGCCGGCUUCGUGUACAACAACGCCGGAGUGCUGGAACUCUACAUAACAGACGACAUGAUCCCAUCCAGUUUUCCUGUUCGACUGAACACAAAGACAUUCGGGACUUUCAUUCCACAAAUUGCUAAGCAGUACCCUGGACUGAUGAUGAAGCUCCUGGUGAAGGCCGCAAAGGAGCCAAACAUCUCAUUUGAGCCCAACAACAUGACGGUGCAGGCAAGCAGCACAGUUACAGCCUACGCUAUUCAGCCUAACGCCACACUGUCUCCUCUUUUCAUCCUCAGCUUGAAUGCCAGCGUGAGCGCUCAGAUUUAUGUCAGCGGCCUCAAAGUGGCUGGAGUUUUGAGUCUCAAUGAAAUGGACAUGACAUUGGUGACAAGCUACGUGGGACCGUUUGAGGUGAAAUCACUCGACAGUUUUCUCACGAUGAUCGUAAAAGUUGUCGUGAUACCCAAAGUGAACACUUACUUAAAGCAAGGCUAUCCUUUACCAUCUAUUGGAAAAAUGAAUCUGCUCAACACUCAGCUUCAAAUCCUGAAGGAUAACGUGUUGAUCGGGACGGACGUCCAGUUCAGCGCAUGAGCUUGACCUGAUGUCUACUAACAGUGGAUUCCAUUUGAAAGCUUGGAUUUUCUUUAUUUUCUAUAUAACAAUCCAUAAUCUUUGUAGGAGUUCAUGUAUAAAUAAAUAAACAUGAUUUUU